Meloidogyne enterolobii is the source of this 640-nucleotide messenger RNA. The record is from the annotation of a GenBank genome assembly. Lineage: Eukaryota; Metazoa; Nematoda; Chromadorea; Rhabditida; Meloidogynidae.
AAAUUUUGUUUUUCUAAUAUUCUUAUUUAUUUUUUUGUUUUUGUCAUAUACAACUGAAGCACAUUUUGUAAGUUAAAUUAAAUUUAUUUUAUUUAACUUCUUAAAGGGAUGUAAUUGUCAAUAUCCAAAUAAUCAGUAUGUUCCUUGGUAUUUAUCUGGUAAUGUUGAAAAUAGAUUGACAUUUCUUGAAAGACAAACAAAUCAAAAAAUAAAUAUGCUUAUAGCUAGAAUUGAGGCCUUGGAGAGAGAGUUGGGACUGGUUCAUAGAAUUUCCAUGCAAGAAUGGAAUAAUUCUGGAGCAGGAAAUAUAUACAAAAUUUUCAAUACUUCGAAAACAUGGGAAGAAGCAAAGAAUACUUGUAUGACUUUUGGCGCAAGAUUGGCUUCAAUAGAUUCUGACUACAAAAAUGCUUUUGUUCGAAAUAUGAUUGAACGUAGUUUUGGGAAGGAUGAAAGUGCGGAGGUUUGGAUUGGUUUAAAAACUAGAGCAGAAUUAACAAACAAUCCAAAUUCACAUUUUACUAAUUUUGGAGAGGAAGAAAAAAUUGAUGGAUGUGCUGUUAUGGGAAUAAAAGGAAAAUGGAAAAUUCGUUCUUGUAGUAAUUUGAAACCCUUUGUUUGUGAACAGAUUUUAAUGUGA